AUGUUCAGAAACUUUUUGCUCAAAUCGCUCAGAUCCACGCCAAGAUCAACCGCAAGACGCAUCGGCUACACCCCACUCGUUACCCGAACUUCUUUUCCCACGGCACAACCGUGCAAUUUCGUUCGUUCAUACGCGGGAUUUCCCGAAUUGACAAGGGACAACGCCAAGGAGAGAAUAAUCGAGCUCUUGGAAGGGUUCGACAAGGUCGACCAGGGCAAGACGGGAGGAAUCCAAGAAUCAUCGAGCUUUGUUUCCGACUUGGGGUUGGAUUCGUUGGACGUGGUUGAAGUUGUGAUGGAGUUGGAACACGAGUUCAAUAUACAAAUCCCUGACAACGAGGCUGACUCUAUCAAGACUGUCGGACAGGCUAUCGACUAUAUCAUGUCCCAGCCCGAUUCAUGUUGA
Molecule: messenger RNA, 405 nt
Organism: Lodderomyces beijingensis
Lineage: Eukaryota; Fungi; Ascomycota; Pichiomycetes; Serinales; Debaryomycetaceae
Source: the annotation of a GenBank genome assembly